AUGCGCGUGAGGAGGCAGUCGACACUGACACCCGAUAAGACAUCAACACCAUCGAAAGUGGAGGCACCAAAAAAACUAAAAGGGUCAAGACCGAAAACUUCUAGUACUGAUACCUUGAGUCCAGAAACAAAAAGAGCAUUGAAGGGAUUGUCUUUCGUGAGUGCCUGUGCGGGAAUAAUACUGAUCAUGUAUUCAGGUAGACCAUUCGAAGGUGAUCGUGAAAAUCAGUACAAGGAUUUAGACAAUUUCGCUGCAUGGUAUAAGCGAUUGGAGGCACGCGGGAAUGAUCUUCUUCAUUUCUUCACAGAACCUUCAUCGGACAAAUUACUGCCGGACAAAGACUCUCUACCAAAUUAUUCUCCAUACACAUUGGUGAUCAAUUUGGAUCAAACGCUUAUUUAUUCAACCUGGGAUAGGGAGCACGGCUGGCGAACUGCAAAACGGCCAGGCGUUGACUUCUUCCUGUUUGUCUUGUCGAAUCUAUUCGAGGUGGUUAUUUUCACCUCACAGCCUUCUUACGUUGCCGAUCAGAUCCUCGCAAAGCUUGAUCCACUUGCAAUGGUCCCUUUGAGGCUUUAUAGAGAGUCAACGAGAUAUGUGGACGGAAAGAUCGUCAAGGAUAUUUCCAAGUUGAAUCGCGAUCUUUCCAAAGUGAUAAUAAUGGAUUCAAAUCCUGAUGCCUAUUCGUUACAACCUGAAAACGCUAUCGCCAUUCCCCCGUGGAAGGGGGAUCCCAACGACACCUUCCUGAUCGAUAUUAUUCCAUUUCUUGAGCAUUUCACUCUAUUGGCACCCUAUGAAAUCAAAGAUGUCCGUCCAAUAUUAAAACAAUUUCAGGGAACUGACGUCCCUAAGGCAUAUGCCGUAUGGGAGGAACGAUGGAAGGAGAAAAAGCGACAAGAAUUGGAAAAGGCUAAGAGUGAGAAGAAAGGAUUGGCAAGUUGGGCAUCCCUCCUUGGUGUCGGUCACGCUCACGAUCAAAUCCCCCCGUAUCAGCAGGCAUUGUUGCACCGACAGAUGGUACACGAAGAGUUGGUGCAGCAUUACAAAUCCGUGAAGGAACAGAGUCCAGAACUACAACGGGCAAUGAAACAAGACAUGGAUAAUUAUGAGAAGCAGAUUGCGGAAAGGAUGAAAGAACAGAAGAUGACACUUUGGCAGCUCGCGACGCAGAUUUUGCUCGGCAUUCAAAAUCUUCUUGACGAACCUAACCCUGAGAGUCCAGCACAAUCAGAAGCGUAUACGCUCUUCAAAAAAAAUCGUGCGGAAUAUGAAAAGAGAGUUCGACAGCAAGCUAGGGAGAAUCCGGCAUGA
This is a messenger RNA of Acaulospora colombiana, 1314 nucleotides long. The record is from the annotation of a GenBank genome assembly. Lineage: Eukaryota; Fungi; Glomeromycota; Glomeromycetes; Diversisporales; Acaulosporaceae.